CGUAGAGCACCUGAAGGCAUCAUAAGACCGAGCGCACAUCACUACAUGCGGUGACUUCAACCACGCCGUUAAACUCAAACACAGACGGCAAAUGUUUAGAAGAGAAGCCGGGGGAGUCGAGAGCAUUUCUGCUGUGCAGUGGUACCCUGAUAGCAUUAUUAGCUUAAAAAGAUUGUUGAUUAACAACGGAUAUAUAACGCCGUAAUUACUCAAACCUUAUCCUUAGAAUGACGAGCAACAUAGAGGCAGUUUCGGGCUUUUAACAACCUCCGGAGCUAACGGUAGUUCAACUCGAGGUGUUAAGUCAACGUAAGUUGGGUGUAGUUGUUGCGUUAUUCAUUGGUGAUACAGUACCGACGCUGACGUUAACUCAUCAUCAGGUUAGCAUUAGUCAACACUAUCAACAAAAGCUACAAGCUCCAAAGUCAAGUCGAUUUCCAACAUAUUCAGCGUGGCUCACGUUAAUACCAAAUCGACUUCGCUGACUUUUAAUCAAAAGGAUUUCUACUUGAACAGAAACAAACACUGGACAUUAACUUACCUACGUCAAGGAGCUGAAUGGCCUCUGUUGUAGCAGUGAAAACUGAGAAGCGACCUGCGGCUGAUUCUCAGGAUGCAGAUUCAAAUGCAAAAAAGCCCAGGAUUUGGGAAGCACCUUCCUUGGAACCGUCAUCACUCAAUCUCUGCCUGCCCCAAAGGAAACUGCUGCCCAGCCUGAAGACCAAGCGAGCCCCUGAGCUUGUCCUGGUGAUUGGUACAGGGGUGAGCUCUGCAGUCGCCCCUCAGGUUCCUGCUCUGCGCUCCUGGAAGGGCCUCAUCCAGGCAUUGCUUGAUGCAGCCAAUGACUUUGACCUGCUGGAGGAGGAGGAGAGCCGGCGUUUCCAGAAGCACAUGCAGGAAGAUAAGAAUUUGGUGCAUGUGGCCCAUGACCUCAUUCAGAAACUUUCUCCGAGAACAGGCAAUGUGCGAUCCACAUUCUUCAAGGACUGCCUAUACGAGGUGUUUGACGAUUUGGAGUGCAAGAUGGAGCACGCAGGGAAACAUCUACUGCGCUCAGUGUUACAGUUAAUGGAGAGCGGUGCCCUGGUCCUCACUACUAACUUUGACAACCUGUUGGAGAUAUAUGCAGCUCAUCAGGGCACCAAACUGGAAUCUUUGGACCUGACAGAUGAGAAGAAGGUGUUGGAGUGGGCACAGGAGAAACGGAGGUUAAGUGUUCUACAUAUCCACGGUGUUUACACCAACCCCAGUGGUAUUGUACUGCACCCUGCUGGCUACCAGAAUGUACUGAGGAACACUGAGGUCAUGCGUGAAAUCCAGAAGCUGUACGAGACCAAAUCAUUUGUGUUUCUCGGCUGCGGGCGCACAGUAGACGACACAACCUUCCAAGCUCUGUUCCUAGAGGCAGUCAAACACAAGUCAGACCUGGAGCACUUCAUGCUUGUGCGGCGUGAGGACGUGGGUGAGUUCAAGAAGCUGCGUGACAACAUGCUGGACAAGGGCAUCAAAGUCAUCUCCUAUGGAGAUGAGUAUGCUGACCUGCCCGAGUACUUUGAGAGGCUGGCCAACGAGAUCUGCAACCGUGAUGUGUCUACCAACGGCUGGGGAUCUCCCUUACAAACUGAGGAGGAGCAGCAGAAUGGCUUUAACACACAGAAAAGCCUCCUUCAAGACUAUCAUUCCUGACAGGCACAUGGUCGGGAUCAGUAUCAGUCAUUUUUCUCCACAGCUCUGCCGAGAGAUCUGUGUAUUUCGAAUAGUACACAAUUCACUCAGUGGAUUUAGGAAUCCAGGAACAUUAUGGGCCAUGGGAGACCUUAAAGCUGUUGUCAGUAUUUUUCAGAUGUUCUUUUUUCUUCCUUUCUAUCAGUUUUCAUUUAAAAGGGAAAGGAGAAAUUUAAGUAAACCAUGAAUGCCAACACCUAACCCCACAGACCCCAUGGUACUGUAUUUAAAUGUUGCUGAAACCUCAACACUUGCACAGUUAAAUGCUAGUUUGAAGUAUGCAGAUGAUGCAAUGGUAUGCUGCUUGGAUCUGGACAUACAUUAAACAAGAAUGCAGUUAAACAAACUGUAUCACCAUGACCCUAUCUGCCCUGUAAGCUCCAACACACAUCACAUGCUUUAAACUGAAAACAAGUCUUGUUGAUUUGUAAGGAUUGUAUCUGUCAUGCUCAACCCUGAAACCAGGAAAACUUGAUUUGCACAUUGCUGGAAGGGGAAUGGGAAUGGUGGAAAUAAUUCUCAGUCAUGGACCGUUACUUGGUUUUGCAAACGCAUUAAUGUUGUGAUUCUGUCCUAAAAUGUGAGUUCAGGAGAGUAUGUUGUCGUAGCAGAGAGGCUCCCUGCCAGUAGCAAUCACUUUGCCACUCUUGUGCUGAAAAUAAAAAUGUUCUUUGUAAGCCUUUUUUUGUAUUUUUAAUACUUGCAUGUGUUUUCUGACAUAGUAUUUAUAAGUACUAUUUUCAAAAUAAAGCUUUUGGUAUCCCA
Messenger RNA from Lates calcarifer (barramundi perch), 2490 nucleotides. It is a transcript of the gene siral1, whose product is annotated as family with sequence similarity 118 member B. The transcript has 8 exons. The record is from RefSeq and is a predicted model, not a curated record. NCBI's taxonomy places the organism in Eukaryota, Metazoa, Chordata, Actinopteri, Centropomidae. Bases 559 to 1686 code for a protein of 375 amino acids.